UGAUUGGCCGGAGCUCCUCAGCGGGGUAAGCUAUGUUGUUGCGGGGCUGUCAGACUCAGAACCGAAAGCAAACUAACGUGACAGGAAUGGAGAGAAGGGGAAAGGGAAACUAGACAGUGUCAGGUCUCUCGGUUCUCUGCUGCCGGGCUGCAUUCUCUGGAGGGCGAGUGGAAAGGAGACGGAGCUCAAAGGCCGAGUUUAGCCUCCUGUCAGAAAGCCUGGACGGGCAGAUUUUUCCAUGGUUCGUGUUAAACACUGUGGGAAACAAGAUGCGGGAGGGCAGCUUGCGGGAGUGUAGACACGUUAUAAGGCAGUAAACAGCAGCAGCAUGGCGCACUUUGACACAGAGUACCAGCGCCUGGAGGCUUCCUACAGUGACUCCCCUCCAGGAGAGGAAAACUUGCUGGUCCAUGUACCUGAGGGCUCCAAAUCUCAAUGGCACCACAUAGAGAACUUGGAUCUCUUCUUUCAAAGAGUCUAUAAUCUUCAUCAGAAGAAUGGAUUCACCUGCAUGCUUUUGGGAGAGAUCUUUGAGCUUGUACAAUUGGUGUUUGUGGUGGCAUUCACCGUGUUUCUGGCCAACUGCGUGGACUAUGAUAUCCUCUUUGCCAACAAGUUUGUCAAUCAUACUGACUCUUCUAAGGUGACCCUUCCCGAUGCAUUUCUUCCAGUGGAUGUGUGCAGUGCUCGGAUCCGUGAUAAUGUCUUUGUUAUUUUCAUCAUGGUGAUCUCAGGGGUCUUCUGGCUCCACCGGCUAAUAAAAUUUAUAUACAACGUCUGCUGCUACUGGGAGAUCCGAUCAUUCUACAUCAAUGCUCUGAAAAUGUCAAUGGCAGACCUUCCUUAUUUCACAUGGCAAGAAGUGCAAGCACGGAUCAUCGAGAUCCAGAAAGAGCAUCAGAUCUGCAUACACAAGAAGGAGCUGACUGAGCUAGACAUUUAUCACCGCAUACUGCGCUUUAAAAACUAUAUGGUGGCUAUGGUGAACAAGUCCCUGCUGCCCAUCCGCUUCCGCUUACCGUUUCUGGGAGACUCUGUCUUCUACACUCGCGGUCUGAAGUACAACUUCGAGCUGAUCUUUUUCUGGGGGCCGGGCUCUCUUUUCGAAAACGAGUGGAGUCUGAAGUCAGAAUACAAACGCGGGGGAAACCGGUUAGAGCUGGCCGACCGCCUGAGUUCCAGGAUUUUGUGGAUCGGUAUUGCAAAUCUGCUCCUGUGUCCAGUCAUUCUAAUUUGGCAGAUACUCUAUGCCUUCUUCAGCUACACUGAGGUGAUCAAACGGGAGCCCGGCAGCCUCGGGGCACGCUGCUGGUCUCUGUACGGCCGCUGCUACCUGCGUCACUUCAAUGAGCUGGACCAUGAGCUGAUGUCACGUCUCAGCAAGGGCUACAAGGCCUCCUCUAAGUACAUGAACUGCUUCAUGUCCCCGCUUCUCACAGUGGUGGCUAAGAACGUGGCAUUCUUUGCUGGCUCUAUACUAGCUGUGCUUAUUGCUUUGACAAUCUAUGAUGAAGAUGUACUGGCUGUGGAACAUGUGCUCAGCAGCAUCACACUCCUGGGAGUUGGCAUAACCAUCUGCAGGUCAUUUAUUCCUGACAAGCAUAUGGUGUUUUGCCCAGAGCAGCUGCUCAAAGUGAUCCUAGCGCACAUCCAUUACAUGCCGGACCACUGGCAAGGCAAUGCUCAUCGUUAUGAGACCAGAGAUGAGUUUGCCCAGCUCUUCCAGUAUAAAGCUGUCUUCAUUCUGGAGGAGCUUCUGAGUCCUGUCAUCACGCCCUUCAUCCUCAUUUUCUGCUUGCGCCGAAAAUCGCUAGAAAUAAUAGAUUUCUUCAGGAAUUUCACCGUUGAGGUGGUGGGUGUGGGAGACACCUGUUCUUUUGCUCAGAUGGAUGUCCGUCAGCAUGGGCAUCCAGCGUGGAUGUCUGCAGGGAAAACCGAGGCUUCUAUUUACCAGCAGGCCGAGGACGGCAAGACGGAGCUUUCACUUAUGCACUUCGCCAUCACUAACCCGCAAUGGCAGCCACCCAGAGAGAGCACUCAUUUUAUCAGCCAGCUGAAAGAGAAAGUGCAUCGGGAGGCCACAGGGGGGCAGCCAGGGAAUGCACCUGAAAACCAUGCUUUCACUUCAACCCACUCUCUACAGUCAGAGUCUGAGCCUCGAAGUCUAAUUGCUAACCUCCUGGUAGGACCACCGUCUUUAGCCUCCCUGCACCUGGGCAGAGAGGGCUCCAUAAUCAAUCAUUUGUCCAUCGGUGUGAGUGAGGGGGCAUCUGCCCUGCGCUCGCUCUCCCCCCUCAGCACCAGCAUUCACAUGCGGGGCAGUUUCCCCUCCUCCCGGCUGCCCCGACCAGACCACCCUGCUGUGGCAGCAGGACGAGCCAUGGCAGGAUCAGGGACGGAUGCCCGGACCAUCAGCUCAGGCAGCAGUGCUUGGGAGGGUCAGCUGACCAGCAUGGUCCUAUCAGAAUAUGCCUCAACAGAGAUGAGCAUCCAUGCCCUCUACAUGCAUGAGAUGCAUAAGCAGCAGUCGCGUGGAGAGCUCUCACGCCACACAUGGCACCGACAGGAAAGUGAUGAGAGCAGUGAAAGCGUCCAUGACGAUGUGGAGGCCAUCCGGAACCUCCCUCGCUCCAACACUUUCCCUUUUGCCACAACUCCCAACCAGGAGGGGGCAGCACUCCAGAGCAGCAGCCAGCGCCGCUACGGGGGAACUACAGACUCUCUUUGUGGAGGCCCUCGGUUUCAGCGGACCGCUCGGAUGCCAAUGGGUGGGUGGUCAGAGGAAUCCCAAACGGGUCGGCACCAUGAACCCGUACCAGAGGAGGGCGCUGAAGAUGAGCUGCCUCCACACAUCCAUAAGGUGACAUAAUGGAUGAACUCUCGGAAAUGUACCUGUGGAGAACUCACAACAAGAAUCUACUUCAAAGAGUUAGGAAACGUAUUUAUUCAUUCUUGACAGCACUGACAUUUAAGCAGCUUGCUACCCUGCAACAUCAACAGCUCUGACAAAAGAAAUGACUGCUGGAGAAUUUUACAGGAGGAUGGAAUGGGUUCUCAAAUUCUUCAUAAUCAUAAUCAUCAUCUUUUCAUUAAGCAAAGAUAUACUAGAGUUUUGAGGUACAGGUAAUGUGUUGUGAGGCUGUAAUAAUUAUCUGGAAUCAGUUGGAUUAUAAUGUUUUAUACAUAUUUUUUGCUUGUAUAAUUCUAAUUCAGUUAAGAAUAGAGAUUUAUUUAGAUGGGAAAAGGGAAAAAUAUAGAUUUGUAUAAACUUUGACCAAGGAUGCGCUCAAAAUGGAUUCAUUAAGUGGUCAUUUUCAGUUCUGUCCAUUAUAGAAAGUAAUACAUCCAGAAGGGGAAAGUGGCAGUUUCUGCACAGUUCAGAGGAUCAGAUUUAAACUGAGAUGUAGAUUUAAAGUGGUUGGUGUGAAACGUUGUUCUGCAUAACACUCAGUUGUGGUCGAAGGAACCAGCGGUUUCAAUGUCUUCAGUGUAAAUAUAACCCUUUAAUUUACCAUCCAAAAUGACUAGUGAACCUAAAUAGGGGGAGUUUCCUAGACAAUAAUUUAGCCAAUUUUUGGAAUGUAUAGUCCUUAGCCCUAUCCGUAUCCUAUGCCCUAUUAGUUUCUCAGGGGGGCGUCUGUGAAAAAUAUUUCACACUUUUACAUCCAGACUGCAGUUGAAAAAAAAAACAGGAGGCUCAGUGAGUUUUUGGCUUUCUUGGUCCCAUGACAUCGCGUUCAGUAGCUGUUUAUGUGGAUCUCUGUGGAAACGUGCGCCCAAAGUGUAAUUACGAUGCGCGGCCGUGGACAAAUAGCUGUUUUAUUAAACGCAAGGAGACAAAACUCAGAGAUGUGAGUCCGGACAGGAGUAAAAUUACCGAAGGAUCACAGAGUUUAGCAACAAACAAUAGGUAAUUCAGCCUCAUUUUCUCAGAGGACGUCUGACAAAAACACAUACAUGCUCAUUCCGAAUGGGAAUCAAAUCACAGAGGACCCCCUAUAAAUGAGAAAAUUACCCCAGGACCCCCUGAGAAACGAGUCCUGUCCAGAUAGGCUUAAUUAAUGCCUGUCGGGAAAUUCAAUCAAAUUGCAAUUAAGUAUUAAAACAUUUUGGAGCAUUUCGAUCGGUUCAUUCAUUAGGAUUUUUGACACGCAAGCAAGUGAAACUAUGUAAAAAGAAAAUAAUAAUAAUACAGCUAAAGCUAAAUUUAAAAAAGCAGGAUUUUUGUGUUGAAAAAAGUUAAAUACAUUGGUAAAUUUGAUAAAUUUACAAUUUAUAUCGCAAUGUAUUUCAUAAUUUCAUCCAUUGUGAGGAACACAAUGUACCUACAAACUUCUGAAAACUGUAUUUGCUCCGUAAUAUACCCAAGUCGUUAUAAAGGAUGCAGUAAAU
This is a messenger RNA of Astyanax mexicanus (Mexican tetra), 4392 nucleotides long. RefSeq names its product ATG9 autophagy related 9 homolog A (S. cerevisiae) (gene atg9a). Bases 329 to 2869 code for a protein of 846 amino acids. Gene Ontology annotation, biological process: autophagy of mitochondrion; protein localization to phagophore assembly site. The transcript has 16 exons. Gene Ontology annotation, cellular component: autophagosome; phagophore assembly site. The record is from RefSeq and is a predicted model, not a curated record. NCBI's taxonomy places the organism in Eukaryota, Metazoa, Chordata, Actinopteri, Characiformes, Acestrorhamphidae.